AUGGCAACACAAGGCGGAUGCAGCUCUCGACAGACCACUUUCGACGAUUGGAAGCAGUCGGAUUCAUACCACAACUCGUUCUUGUUGCCGAAGGACGACGCGCUCGACGCUGCUUUGAAGAAUAACAGGGAGCAGGGUCUCCCUGACAUUAGCGUCUCCGUUGCUCAGGGCAAGCUGAUGAACCUCGUCGCGAAAUCGAUGAAGGCAAAGCACAUCCUCGAAGUUGGAACCUUGGGAGGAUACUCCACGAUAUGGUUCGCGAAGGCACUGCCGGCAGACGGGAAGGUGAUAACUUUCGAAAUAGAUGAACACCAUGCAAAGGUUGCCUCCCAGAAUCUCGAAGCAGCCGGGUUCUUGGACAAGGUAUCCAUUGUUGUAGGGUCUGCCGUACAGGAGCUCCCAAAGUUGCAGCCCGAAGAGCCCUUCGAUUUGGCCUUCAUCGACGCUGACAAACCCUCCAACCUCUUCUACUUCCGGGAAGCCAAGCGGCUUCUCCGCAAAGGCGGAGUGAUUAUUGUCGAUAACGUAGUCUGGAACGGAAGCGUGGCGGAUCCGAAUCUUACGGAUGAGAACAUAGAGGGAGUCAGAACGUUGCUGAAGGCAAUUCAAGGUGAUGAAGAAGUCGAGGCAACCACCAUCGGCAUCGCAGGAGAUAAGGGAUACGACGGGUUCCUCUAUGCCCUUCGAAAGUGA
Molecule: messenger RNA, 693 nt
Organism: Cyclocybe aegerita
Lineage: Eukaryota; Fungi; Basidiomycota; Agaricomycetes; Agaricales; Hemipholiotaceae
Source: the annotation of a GenBank genome assembly